This is a messenger RNA of Centruroides sculpturatus (bark scorpion), 1458 nucleotides long. RefSeq lists its product as uncharacterized. The record is from RefSeq and is a predicted model, not a curated record. Bases 26 to 763 code for a protein of 245 amino acids. The transcript is spliced from 2 exons. Lineage: Eukaryota; Metazoa; Arthropoda; Arachnida; Scorpiones; Buthidae.
AUUGAAGAAAAGGUCGAAAGAAAUAAUGGGACCCCGAGAAAUUCGAAAAUUCAGGAUUAUUUUAAACCGGCAAGAGAAACCGAAAAACAAGUUAAACUUAGAAAUUCAAUCAAUAAAAGCUGAAGUUAAUAAGAUAAAAGAAGAAAAUAAUAGUUAUAAAGAAGAGAUGAAGAUAAUUGGUUACAAGAUACAAAAAUUAGAAGAAAAUUAUAAAAAUAACGAAAAGAUAAAAGGUAUGUUGGAAUUCGAAUUUGAUAAAUUGGUAAAUGAGACUACAAAUAAGAAUAUAAUAAUUUUUAAUUUUCCGGUUAAAACAUGGAACGUUGUUCAAGAAAUCAAACAAUUUAUUAACGAAGAAUUAGGUCUAAAAAAUAUAGAAAUUGAAGGACUAGUUCAACUUAAAAAUAGUAAGAAUAACCUAAUAAUAAAAGUAAUUCUGGAAUCUGUAAAAGAUAGAAAUUUAGUUCUCAAAAGAUUUUGGACUUUGAAACCAAAAAUUGUUAAUGAAACCGAGAAAAAAAUAAUAAUUACAACGGAUUUGUGUAUUAGAUCAAGAAUUAGAAGAAAAAAACUACAGGAUCAAAUUAAAGUGGAAAAAACUACUAAAAAUAAAAUAUUAAUAAGAGAUGAUUACUAUAUUAAGGAUAAUAUAAUAUAUACAAUUGAUAUGAAUACAAACAAGAUUCUUCAAAUGGAUUGUUCUCUUAGAAAUACACAGACGAUUAAAAAGAACAGGACUGACAAGAGAAUCAUACCGAAUUAAGUUUAUAUUCCUCUAAUAAGAAAACAGUAAUUGAAAAAAAUUGUAAUAAAAGCUUAGUAAAACUGGAAAAUAGUAAAGUAAAAGUAAAGGAAAAAAUGUUAGUAAUGUAAUGGUAGUAAAAAUAUGAGAGAGUCUAACAAAAAAAAAAAAAAUCUGUCCAAUAGGGUUUUGGAAAAAUAUAUAUAGGGUCUUUGCGAAAAAAUUAUAAAGUAUUACUAAAGAAAUUUAUAGACCCUAACAUAAUAAUUGGUUCUACGGUAACCUGUAUGAUAAUUUGAAGUGACAGUCAAAGUUAAUAAUUAAUAAACACUUGAUCAUAGUAUUUAGUAAAGCAAAAAAUGAAGAAAUAAGAAUAAAUUAAUCUACUAUGUUAAAGUAGCUAUCAUAAAUAUAAAUUUAAUAACGAAAAUAAGAUCUAUGUAAUGUAAAAACAUUGAGAUAUUGUAUACGGAAUAAUGAAUAAAUUUGAAGUGUAUUUAAAACAGGUAAAAAGGUACAUACUGAAUGUGAUGUAUAAGUUAAAAUAUAAUUAGUUGUAGAAAUAAAUCUAUGUAGAUAAUCAAGAAAUUGUGAAAUCCAACCACCCUGAUUGUAACAGACGGAAGGCGAAUGCUCAUCGAAAAGUUAAUGUAUGUAAAGUUCUAAUAAUUGUGUAAACAUCCCCCUUGUAACAGGCUAUUGCCUAUUACGUUAAU